Chaetomium strumarium is the source of this 1745-nucleotide messenger RNA. RefSeq lists its product as uncharacterized. Gene Ontology annotation, biological process: CDP-choline pathway. NCBI's taxonomy places the organism in Eukaryota, Fungi, Ascomycota, Sordariomycetes, Sordariales, Chaetomiaceae. Gene Ontology annotation, cellular component: nuclear envelope. Gene Ontology annotation, molecular function: phosphatidylcholine binding; choline-phosphate cytidylyltransferase activity. The transcript has 4 exons. The record is from RefSeq and is a predicted model, not a curated record. The coding region runs from base 1 to 1473 and encodes 490 amino acids.
AUGUCGUCCUCAAGUUCGCUCUCCCAGAACGCCGGGAAACGCAAGCGCAACAACACAGCCACCGCAAUCGAAAUGGACCAAACCCAGAUUGUUCAGGCCGAGUCGCGAGACGCCUCAGGCGAAGAAGGGGACACUACGGCCCCGGAAAGCGGCCGAGCUGCUGCCGUCCAUAAGAAGACCGACUCGACCGCGAGCGCGCACCCACCGAGCAAGCGCCAGCGCGCGAACUCUGAUCAGUCAGCGGUUGGGGCAGCAAGCGGCACAGCAGCAGCCCAGGUCCUCGACCCCGGCGAACCGAGUGAUACCACCGAGGCCAGCGUCGACAUCGCCGAGAGGGUGACGCGCAAGGGGAGCCGGAAGUCAGCGCUGAGCAAAGGCGAGAGCAGCGCCAAUGGCGGAGCACUGGUCACCAACAAGACCUCGGCAGCGAUGCCGCCACCUCCGAUCGGCAAACUCACUCACCCUGUUGGAUACAAGACGAACCCGCCCCCUGCGGGCAGGCCUGUGAGGGUGUAUGCGGACGGCGUCUUCGAUUUGUUUCACCUAGGACACAUGCGCCAGCUCGAACAAGCGAAGAAGGCUUUCCCCGAUGUGUAUCUGAUUGUGGGUGUGACCGGCGACGAGGAGACGCACAAGCGCAAGGGCCUCACCGUGCUAUCAGGCAAAGAACGAGCCGAGACGGUGCGGCACUGCAAAUGGGUGGACGAGGUCGUCGAGAACUGCCCUUGGAUUGUGACGCCCGAGUUUCUGGAAAGACACCAGAUCGACUAUGUCGCCCACGACGAUAUUCCCUACGGCGCUGAUGAGGGCGACGACAUUUAUGCGCCCAUCAAGGCCGCGGGCAAGUUUUUGGUGACGCAACGAACAGAAGGUGUAAGCACCACUGGCAUCAUCACAAAGAUUGUCCGCGAUUACGAGAAGUACAUCGCGCGCCAGCUCAAGCGCGGCACCUCCCGCCAGGAACUCAACAUCAGCUGGCUCAAGAAGAACGAGCUCGAGCUCAAGCGCCACGUCCAGGAUUUGCGUGACAACAUCCGGAGCAACUGGGCCACCACGGGGCAAGAGCUCAGCCGUGAGCUCCGCCAGUUCUGGCCCUCCAGUCGGCCACAGAGUCCCGCGCGGGGGCCGGCGGGAUUCUUCGGCAGCACAAACAACAACGGAGAUGUGACUCCCAGCAGUCCGCUUGGUCCCAACCCGGCGGCGGCUGGGGCAACGGGCUUCCCUUUCCCUAGGAGUCCGACAUCGACGGCCACGGCCGGGGAAAGGGCGACGAACAGCGCGAAUGAUUUCAUCACCGGUUAUACGCUAGGGUUGAUUGGCGGUGUACGGUCCUGGAUGACCAAGAGCCGUCGGGCUCCCAACGAAGACCAAAGCCGGCCUGUGAGUGAUGAGUCCUCGGAAGAGGCCGAGGAGAAGACUAGCGGUGAUCGGAGACGAUUGAGCCGAACGAUGGCGACCAGUCAACGAGGUUAGGGCUGGAAGAUAGGGGUGUUGUCGUGCUACCCUACCGCGUGCCGGGAUUGAUCUUUUCAGGUGAGGUUGUUGUCCAGCUUCAGGCUUUCAUUUUAUUUUGUCGCUUCUUGAUGCUAUGGGAGGCUACUUGAGGAACUGUGAUUGGCACCGGGUUUCAGGCUCUGAAAAAGAAAAAGGAUAAGUCGCGGUAUAGGCGUGGGUGUCGAAGUUAGUCCGGUUUAGAAGCGUCAACUGCGGGUCCAGAGCAACAUAGUAAUUCAUUCCACGAUUUU